Recurvomyces mirabilis is the source of this 1257-nucleotide messenger RNA. RefSeq names its product NAD-dependent isocitrate dehydrogenase (gene IDH2). Lineage: Eukaryota; Fungi; Ascomycota; Dothideomycetes; Mycosphaerellales; Teratosphaeriaceae. Gene Ontology annotation, molecular function: magnesium ion binding; NAD binding; isocitrate dehydrogenase (NAD+) activity. The transcript has 3 exons. The record is from RefSeq and is a predicted model, not a curated record. Gene Ontology annotation, cellular component: mitochondrion. Bases 1 to 1257 code for a protein of 418 amino acids. Gene Ontology annotation, biological process: tricarboxylic acid cycle; isocitrate metabolic process.
AUGUUCGCCAACAGAUGUCUCGCAGCUACUGCGUGGCAGCAAGUCACGCGACAAGCUCCUCGCCAACUUUUCAAACCUGCUUUCACUCAAACACCCUCACGAACAUAUGCCACUCCAUCGAAUGAGAAAGUCGCCAAGUUCAAGGGCCAGAAAGAGUCUGAUGUGAGGGAAAACAACAGGCAGAGAUGCAAUGCAGAAAUCUGGACUGAUAAUGAUAUAAUACAGGGCAAAUACUGCGUGACGCUGAUCGAGGGAGAUGGUAUUGGACCAGAGGUAUACAUCCUACCUCAGCAGCAGGCGCAGAUCUCGCAAUCAGUAAAAGACAUCUUCUCCGCCGCCAACGCCCCGAUAAAAUGGGAAUCCGUAGACGUAACCCCCAUCCUCGUCGACGGCAAGACCUCCAUCCCCCCCGAAGCAAUCCAAAGCGUGAACAAAAAUUACGUCGCUCUAAAGGGACCCCUCGCCACCCCGGUAGGCAAAGGCCACGUCUCCCUCAACCUCACCCUCCGCCGCACCUUCAACCUCUUCGCCAACGUCCGACCCUGCAAGAGUAUCGCGGGGUAUAAAACGCCCUAUGAUGGCGUGGAUACCGUGCUCAUCCGCGAGAACACAGAGGGCGAGUACAGUGGUAUCGAGCACGUGGUCGUGGACGGCGUCGUCCAGAGCAUCAAACUCAUCACCCGGGAAGCCUCCGAGCGCGUCCUGCGCUACGCCUUCCAAUACGCGCAGGAUGUCGGACGCCUCAAGGUCCGCACCGUACAUAAAGCCACGAUCAUGAAGAUGUCGGACGGACUGUUCCUCCGCGUCGCGGACCGCGUGGCCAAGGAUUUCCCCAACGUGGUGUACGAUAGCGAACUCCUCGACAACACCUGCCUGAAAGUGGUCACGGACCCGACCCCUUACAACGACAAAGUCCUCGUCAUGCCCAACCUCUACGGCGACAUCCUAUCGGACAUGUGCGCCGGUCUGAUCGGUGGUCUGGGCCUCACACCCUCUGCCAACAUCGGAGACGAGUGCUCCAUCUUCGAAGCCGUGCACGGUUCCGCACCGGAUAUCGCGGGCAAAGGGCUAGCGAAUCCGACGGCGUUGCUCUUGAGUUCGAUGAUGAUGUUGCAGCAUAUGGGGCUUACGGAGCAUGCGGAGAAGAUCCAGAAUGCGAUUUUCAAGACGCUGGCGGAGGGGAAGACGAUCACGGGGGAUUUGGGGGGAAAGGCGAAGACGCAUGAGUAUGCCGAUGCUGUGAUUAAGAAUUUGUAG